AUGUGCAGAUGGACGCCGUCCGUAGCUCAUCUCUGUCCUAAACCUGCCCUUGGCACUACCACUACUGCAGCCUCUGCCGGUCGUCCUCUCCCCCAAUCCAGUGCAGCCUCCCUUUGCCUGGCAUGCUUCACCCUGCUCCUGGUCACCGCUGGCACCGCCACAGGGGCCUGUCCUCCUGGGGUUGGACAUGAACCCCUUCAGGUGCUGGCGAGUGGCAUCAACUGUUCAUGGACGUUGGAAAGGCACACUCGCAGUUACAAUCACCUAGAGGGCGACGUCCGACUACGCCGACUUUACUCUGCCAACAAGUUCUUCCUCUGUAUUGACAAAACAGGCAAGGUGGACGGCACUCGGCGGAAAAACUUUGCAGACAGCCUGAUGGAAAUCCGAUCUGUCAGUGUGGGAGUUGUUGCCAUCAAAUCUGUCAGCACUGGGCUGUACUUAGCUAUGUCCAAGAAAGGCACGCUCUUUGGAUCGAUGAAGUACAACCCGAGCUGCAAGUUCAAGGAGCGCAUUGAGGAGAACGGCUACAACACAUACGCCUCCCUCCGUUGGAAGCAUGGCGGCAGGCAGAUGUUUGUUUCGCUGAACGGGCGGGGAAAGCCACGGCGAGGUCACAAGGCUCGACGAAGACACCCAUCCACUCAUUUCCUGCCCAUGCUCCCCUCCUAGCUGCCCAAGUCUGAACUCUGACCGGCAACUGGCUGGCUCACCUGCCUCCUCACACUAGUGUUGAUCUAGUCGUUACGGCAAUCUUUAUUUUUGUUACUCCAUUUCUCCUGUCACAUAAAUGUACAUUUGUUGAGGGUUGUAACAUUUGUAGAGUUAGUAUAAUAUGUACUUUUAAGUUAUUUUCUCCAUUUUCUAAUGAUGUUCAGUAAUACAGUAAAUAUGCACUAGAAUUAUACUAUCUCCAGGCAUCUGUCUGGCUACAGUAUUUUUCUGUGUGUCUGAACUGCAUGUAAAGCGGUGUUUGGGUGACUUUAGUUGGCUGGGAGAGGACUGAAAAGGGACAGCAAGGCAUGGAAACAACAAAAUGUGGCUCCCUGGUUUGUUAUGUAGCUUAUUUUAGAUGAUUAGCUAAAUAGGAACAGAAGCAUCUGGUACAGCAGAAAUUACAUUUUGAUUUUAAGUAUCGCUAUUAAAACAUAAAAGAAGCAACUUUGAAAUAGCUACAAAUCAGGGCCAUAGCUACCAGAAAGGAACACUGACGUGUUCUGUAUUUUGUGUGGGUUGGGGUUACACUCACAAUUACAUGACAUUGUAUGACAUGUUAAACAUAGUUCUUAUCUUCAUCACAUGUGGACCACCAUUUCAUAUUUGAAAAAUUCCCAUAUUGAGUGAUUUUCAGUUGUCUUACAUGGGAAAUCUAUAAUGUUAUAGGCAAAAAAAUUAAAUAAAC
Messenger RNA from Perca flavescens (yellow perch), 1402 nucleotides. It is a transcript of the gene fgf22, whose product is annotated as fibroblast growth factor 22. The transcript is spliced from 3 exons. The coding region runs from base 1 to 672 and encodes 223 amino acids. Gene Ontology annotation, molecular function: growth factor activity. NCBI's taxonomy places the organism in Eukaryota, Metazoa, Chordata, Actinopteri, Perciformes, Percidae. The record is from RefSeq and is a predicted model, not a curated record.